CACUCAGACUACGUGUUCCUCUGCAGCAGGUGCAGGCCCAGCAGUCACCAUUUCUGAUAACUUCCAUGUGGAUUCUGAUGGCAGUGAUUCUUCAGACUCAGAGUCUGAUCUCCUGUUGGGCUUUCUGGACAGUCUGGACCCAGAGAUGUUUCUCAAAUGUGGUGAUUCAGAGUCAACGUGCCUGGAGAAGCUGGAGGAAGAGAUCUGUGGAGAAUCAAGUACCAUACCAACCUCCCCCUCUCCCUCUUUGGGGUCCUCAUCAGCUAAGCUGGAGGCCAUUAAUGAACUGAUAAGGUUUGAUCAUGUGUACACAAAGCCCCUGAUACUGGAGUUUCCUGUUAAAAUGGGCAACCAAACCAAUAUGCUAGUGAAAAUUGAGGAAGUCUCUCUCUCUCCAUGUGAAGACAAAGCUGUCCCCGAGAUCCCCGUAUCUGUGAAAGAGGAACCUGUAGACAGCUUCAUCCCUGAACUGGGCAUCUCUCAUCUGCUUUCCUCUCAUCGUAGCCUUGCAGCCUCAAGCUAUCUGUUGGAUGCCUGUAGUGACUCUGGAUACGAAGGAUCCCUGUCGCCCUUCAGUGACUUGUCGUCUCCACUUGAUGCUGACCCUGCUUGGGAGGAUAGCUUUCCCCAACUGAUCAGUGUCUAA
Molecule: messenger RNA, 646 nt
Organism: Charadrius vociferus (killdeer)
Lineage: Eukaryota; Metazoa; Chordata; Aves; Charadriiformes; Charadriidae
Gene: XBP1
Product: X-box binding protein 1
Source: RefSeq, a predicted model, not a curated record